CGUCGCCGGUGGCGUUUCUUACUGCCUUUACUUUUGUACCUAAAGACGAUUUAUAAAAAAAUAAAAUCACACUUAUUUGAGUGGCAAAGGUCGCCAUUUACGCGCUUAAAUUAUUUUAAAUAGGUAUGACUUCAAAUUGUGAUAUUUGAGCGGCAAAGUUCGCUAUAUUCGCGCUUAAAUAAUUUUAAACUUAAAAUAUGACUAAUUUGUCCGUCUUGUAUAACUCUAGACUCAAGAAACUCAAGUUUUUUAGUUGAACACGUUUGACUUCUAGUUCGGAACGCACGCGAUGGUUAUGUUAGCUCAGCUGCGGCCCGUUUACAAGCUGUUCGUAUAACGAAUUACACAAUUCAGUCCCUACAAGUGUUCGAGCGUUGAAGUCGUCCCUGGACUAUGUGGUUUUGGUGGUGUGUUUAGUGCUGCCAGGAUGGAGGGUUGGCUAGUGCUUGUGGUUGUGCUCGUGCAAUGCUUUGGGGAAGGCAGCGGGCAGUGCAGCAACGGGCAGCAGGCGAGCUUCGCGCGGUGGUCGGGCGCGAGCCCCGAGCAGGCGGCGCCGGUCUUCGUGUACGCGGCAAGCGGCGAAGAGGAGUCGCUGAUCGGAGCGUGCCUGGCGCGGUGCCGCGAGCUGCCGGUGUGCGCCGGCGUGUCGGUCGCCUACUCCCGGGGACACUGCACCGGCGUCGCCGCGGAGACGCACGAACUGCUCCGAGCGGACAACGACGUGGCCUACUUCAAGAAGAUAUGUGCUAUAGUGCCAGAAGGAUGCGCUGAGCGGUGGUGGGUCGUCGACGCCACGCCGGGGUACCACCUUCAUUCCGAGAGCAACAUAAAGGUGGUCCUGAACACUACAGCGAGGGAAUGCUACGCGCUGGUACUGAGCACCAGAGGGGACCAACUCUACAGGUCGGCGCAGUGGGUGAGCGCGGAAGGCGCCCUGGACGCCGACGCCGUCAAAACGUCCGAGUCAUCGCUCGGCAACUGCAUCCUCAACGCGGAGGACAAGUUCACGGAGCCGGAGUCCUACAGGGUUGCCAACUACUACACCUUCUAUGUCGAGAACCAGUGCAGGCACGACUAUCCCAAGAAGAUAGACCGAUGUUCCUAUGAAGAAUAUUACAACCAAACCUUGAAACACGUCGAAUUUACUUAUAGAAACUUCACCAAAGACGAGUGCAAGAGUGCCUGUGAGUCAGAGUCGCGUUUCGUCUGCCGCGGGUUCACGUGGCAGGCUCGGCCGGGCUCGGCCGGCGGGCGCGGCGAGGCAGGCAACCCCGGUGCCCGCGGCCUGUGCGACCUGCACUCGGAAGACCUGGUGUCCACGGGCUCGUGGCUGCUGCGCCGCGCAAAUCAUGCUGUCUACUACCGCCGUGUCAUCUGUCUUAAUAUAAGCGUAGACUGCUCAGACGACUCGCUGAUAGUGACAUACCGCCCGCGCGGGCAGUUCCGCGGGCGGAUCUACGUCCCGGGCCGCGGCGAGGGCUGCGGCGUGCGCGGCGGCGGCGGCGCCGUACGGCUCCAGUUGCCUCUGUACGGCGACUGUGAUGUCAACUUCGCGCAUGCCAUAUCGCACACGCCUACCGGAGUUGUUAAUAGGACUAUGGCCUACGUGAUGGUAAUGAUCCAAAACAACCCGAUCAUCCAAACGGCGGGCGACCGCUGGGUGCGCGUGGGCUGCGCGCCGGGCGAGCGCGCCGCCGCCGGCCCAAAACACGUCAACGCCGCCGUCGCUGUAAAGGAUACUGGUCGUCCAUCUGAGCCGAGUAGCGGCGCGCCGUUGCCGGCGUCGGCGAGCACGGUGUACGGCGGCGGCGCGCCGGUCUCCAUGUACGUGGUCCGCGCCGCGCAGGACGCGCCGCCCGCCGCCGCCGUCUCGCUCGGCGAGCCUUUGGAGAUGCGCAUUGAGUCCACGGAAGACGCCGAAAUCGAAGCUUACCACUUGGUAGCGUCAUCGAGACUCGGAGACAGCUCCGUCCUAUUGCUUGACAGCAGAGGGUGUCCUACCGGACAGGUGGACUUCCCCGCGUUCACACGCAGCGUGUCGGGCGGCACGCAGCGGUUGUCGGCGCGGUUCAAGGCGUUCCGCUUCCCCACGUCGCACGUCGUGCGGUUCGCUCUGAUGGUGCGGUUCUGCGACAAAACGUGUGACCCGGUGAACUGCAUCCAGCCAUCAGCCCGCAAAGCGCGCAUGAGCGUGUCCAACGCCACGUUCUCUUGGGACGACGGCGACGGCGUGGCGGCGCGGGGCGCGGACGGCGCGGACGGCGCGAACGGCGCGGACGGCGCGUGGGGCGUGGUGGCGCAGGGCGGCGCGGCGCCGUGCCUGUCCGCCGCCGGCCGCUUGCCGCUCGAGCUCGAGAUGGUGGUCGGCUCCGGGGAUGUGGUGUCGGCUGACACUAUGGUGCGGGCUGACCAUCGGUCUAACAUACCAGAGGAGCCCCGCGAGCUCCACAGCGGGCUGGUGUGCGUGCACGAGCUGCUGCUGGUGGCGCUGGCGCUGGCCUGGCUGGCCGUGCAGGUGCUGCUGCUGAUGGGCUGCUGCGUGCUCGUCAAGCGGUACCGUAAGCUGGCCGAGAUGAACAUGCAGAAGGACUACCAGGCCUUCGACAACAUCGGGUUCGACUCCAUGUCGACCCACCGUCGGGUCCAUUGGCCCGACCAGAAUAUCGACGUGCUGCAGUGAUGCCGACCAAAAUCAGUAAAACUAAAGUUUUUUAGAGCUUAGCUUCUACAACAUCGGGUUCGGAACCCACCGUGUGGUCGAUUGGCCCCACCGGAAUAUCGACGUGCGUCUUUCAAUAAUGUAGACCUAAUUCUGUAGGCACCUAACGAGGUCUUAUGGUCUGGCCGCGUAGCUGAAUGGCAUUUCUGCGAUGCUAAAUGCCGAAGAAAUGUAGUCUGGCUCUGUCGCACCAAUACGCAAGAGCGAUAGAGGUAGAUAGCUACGAAAUAGAUAUAAUCGUGAGCGUUUCGUGAGCCUUUGUGCAUUCGGCUACGCCCACUGAUCACUUGUACUUGUAACAAAGUUGUUUAAUUGCAUAUCAGGUGAAUUUGAACGCGUGUACACAAUUGUACACGCGUCGCAUCGUAAAUGUU
This is a messenger RNA of Leguminivora glycinivorella, 3093 nucleotides long. RefSeq lists its product as uncharacterized. The coding region runs from base 428 to 2680 and encodes 750 amino acids. The record is from RefSeq and is a predicted model, not a curated record. The transcript is spliced from 15 exons. NCBI's taxonomy places the organism in Eukaryota, Metazoa, Arthropoda, Insecta, Lepidoptera, Tortricidae.